This is a messenger RNA of Cuscuta europaea, 5664 nucleotides long. The record is from the annotation of a GenBank genome assembly. Lineage: Eukaryota; Viridiplantae; Streptophyta; Magnoliopsida; Solanales; Convolvulaceae.
UUCUUCUCGAAAAAAUUGUGUGGGAUGCUUCUAAAUUAUAAUCUGAUUCAUGUAUACAAACAAUUUGUAUGGAUAUACAAAAAUUGCCUAUAUUUCAAUCUAAUCGGACAAUCAUACAAUCCGAGGUACGGAGUAGGGAGUAUUUAUGAAUUACCUGUAUGUUCCACCUGGCAUGGCCAAGUCCGAAUUCCGAAAUAACGAACUCUACGAAAUCAACGAGCUCUUGGAGAUGGAUGAAUUUGAUCCACGAGUUCGCGACAGAUUAGAAGAACGGGGAGAGUGCAGAGGAGACUAUCCGGAAUUGCAGGUGCUAAUGAAACAAUGUCGCUUCCACCGUUCCACAUUUCUCUCUUCCAGAAGACGAAGGAAAGAAAAAAACCCAAUCAAAGAAAAAGAACACUCCGAAGAAAAGGAGAAAGCUUUGCAUCGCCAAUAGACACGAUCACUCCAUGUUCCAGAAAUCUUGAUCGACUCUUUCACUCGGGAUUGGCUCAAACGUGAAAUUUCAUUCCUGGGGAUGAAUGCCGCGAUAUAGAGCAAUCGGGACGAGGGAAAUACUCUUUGAGGAGCUGAUCUUGCAUUAACUCGAAAUGGGAACUUCAGUAAAUAUUAUUGUAGGAUCACAUGUCUGGAUCGAGGAUCCAAAUGUAGCUUGGCUUGAUGGCGAAGUGCACAAAAUUAAUGGCGAUCAAAUAGAGAUCCUGACAAGUGAUGGGAAAAAGGUUGUUAGAAAGUUAUCCGAAGUCUACCCUAAAGAUGUGGAAGCCCCUGCUGGAGGUGUUGAUGACAUGACAAAGCUAUCUUAUUUGCAUGAGCCAGGAGUUUUGCAGAACCUGAAGUCCAGAUAUGAGCUAAAUGAAAUAUAUACUUACACUGGAAAUAUUCUAAUUGCUAUAAACCCAUUCCAAAAACUACCCCAUCUUUAUACUGCACACAUGAUGCAACAAUAUAAGGGAGCACCACUUGGUGAGCUAAGUCCUCAUGUAUUCGCUGUUGCCGAUGUCGCAUACAGGGCAAUGAUUAAUGAAAGGAAAAGCAAUUCCAUUCUGGUUAGUGGUGAAAGUGGAGCAGGUAAAACUGAGACAACUAAAAUGCUUAUGCAGUAUCUUGCCUUUUUGGGUGGUCGUGCAGCUACUGAAGGAAGGACCGUUGAGCAGCAAGUUCUUGAAUCGCUUUGGAAAAUUCGUUGAGAUUCAGUUCGAUAAACAUGGAAGAAUAUCAGGAGCAGCCAUUAGGACCUACCUCCUUGAGAGGUCUCGUGUUUGCCAAAUUUCUGAUCCCGAGCGUAAUUAUCACUGCUUUUACUUACUGUGUGCAGCGCCACAGGAGGAAAUUGAAAAGUAUAAGUUGGGACACCCCAAAACAUUUCACUACCUCAAUCAAUCUAAUUGCCACGAGUUAGUAGGCGUGAGUGAUGCACAAGACUAUCUUGCCACUAGAAGAGCUAUGGAUAUUGUAGGGAUCAGUAAGGAAGAGCAGGAGGCAAUUUUCAGGGUUGUUGCAGCAAUUCUUCAUAUUGGAAAUAUUGACUUUGCAAAAGGAAGGGAAAUUGAUUCAUCAGUUCCGAAGGAUGCCAAAUCCAAGUUCCAUCUCAAAACAUCAGCAGAACUUCUUAUGUGUGACCCCGUGGCCCUCGAAGAUGCAUUGUGUAAACGUGUAAUGGUCACACCUGAAGAAGUUAUAAAGCGUAGUCUUGAUCCCCUUAGUGCAGUAGUCAGCCGAGAUGGACUGGCCAAGACAUUGUAUUCUAGGUUAUUUGACUGGCUGGUAGAUAAGAUAAAUAUUUCUAUCGGACAAGACUCCCAAUCGAAGUGUAUCAUUGGGGUCCUUGAUAUAUAUGGUUUUGAAAGCUUUAAGCAUAACAGCUUUGAACAAUUUUGCAUAAACUUCACAAAUGAGAAGCUGCAGCAACACUUUAAUCAGCAUGUAUUCAAGAUGGAGCAAGAAGAAUACACAAAAGAGGCUAUUGAUUGGAGCUACAUUGAAUUCGUGGAUAACCAAGAUGUUUUAGAUCUUAUUGAAAAGAAACCAGGAGGGAUCAUAGUCUUGCUUGAUGAAGCUUGUAUGUUUCCUAAGUCGACACAUGAAACAUUCUCAAACAAACUCUACCAGACCUUCAAGAAUCAUAAGCGGUUUAUCAAGCCGAAACUGUCUCGCACAAACUUCAUAAUUUCACAUUAUGCUGGAGAAGUGCAAUACCAAUCUGACCAAUUUCUAGACAAAAACAAAGACUAUGUGGUUGCUGAACACCAAGACCUUUUAAGUGCUUCCAAGUGCUCCUUUGUGGCCGGCCUUUUCCCUGACCUACCUGAGGAGACUAAAUCAUCAAAAACUUCAAAGUUUUCUUCAAUUGGUUCACGUUUCAAGUUACAACUACAGCAGUUGAUGGAAACACUGAACGCUACAGAGCCUCACUAUAUCAGAUGUGUUAAGCCUAAUAAUCUUCUUAAACCUGCAGUCUUUGAAAAUGUUAACAUCCUGCAACAACUACGCUGUGGUGGUGUCUUAGAGGCAAUUAGAAUAAGCUGCGCUGGAUAUCCAACUCGUCGCCCUUUCUUUGAGUUCAUAAACCGAUUCGGGCUCCUCGCCCCAGAGGCUUUGGUAGGAAACAGCUAUGAUGAAAAGGUUGCUUGCAAAAAGAUCUUGGAUAAAUGGGGAUUAAAAGGGUACCAGAUAGGUAAGACAAAGAUAUUCCUUAGAGCGGGACAGAUGGCUGAGUUGGAUGCACGAAGAGCAGAGGUUCUAAACAGUGCAGCAAAGUCUAUACAAGGACGAAUAAGAACUCAUAAUGCUCGUAAAAUCUUUAUAGCUUUGAGAGAGGCAGCAGUUUGUAUGCAAUCUUCAUGCCGGGGGAGACUUGCUGGCAAACUUUAUGUUAGGAUGAAAAUGGAGGCAGCUGCAACAAAAAUUCAGGCAAUCAUACGUCGAGACUUGUUGAGGAAAAAUUAUGACCACCUCCGGGUCUCAGCAGUUGUGCUGCAGAUAGGUUUUCGUAAAAUGGAUUCCUGCAAAAAGUUCAGAUUGAGGAAACAAACCAAAGCUGCAACUAGAAUUCAAGCACGUUGGCGUUGCCAUAAAGCUUAUACGCGCUAUAAAAAGCUUAAAAGGGGAGCAGUAGUUUCACAAUGCAGAUGGAGAGGAAAAGUUGCCAGAAGGGAGUUGAGGAAGCUAAAAAUGGCUGCAAGGGAUACAGGUGCAUUAAAAGAAGCAAAAGACAAGCUGGAAAAACAGUUAGAGGAACUCACAUGGCGGUUGCAACUGGAAAAACGACUAAGAACUGAUAUGGAAGAAGCAAAAACACAAGAGAUUGCAAAGUUGCACGAAUCUCUAGAAGGUAUGCAAAAGAAAGUUGAUGAGGCUAAUGCUUUGGUUGUCAAGGAACGAGAGGCAGCAAAGAAGGCUAUAGAGGAAGCACCUCCGGUUAUCAAGGAAAUUCCAGUCUAUGUUGAAGAUACUAAAAAAGUAGAAUCUUUGUUGGAACAAGUUGACAUCCUAAAGGACUCUUUAGAGCAUGAAAAGCAGGAAUCUGAAGACUUGCGAAGAAAAUAUGCUUUAGCACAAGAGUCCAUAGAAGAAAGCCAUACAAAGUUAGAAGAAACAGAAAAAAAAGUUCAUCAACUCCAGGAAUCUCUUCACAGGCUAGAGGAAAAGUUUACAAAUAUAGACUCUGAAAAUAAAGUUCUUCGUCAGCAAGCUGUGUCAAUGGCACCUAAUAAGUUCCUCUCUGGCCGAUCUAGAUCAACUAUCCAGAGAGGUCAUGAAAGCGGGCAUAUUUUUGGGGAUGCAAGAAUGCAUGCGGAGUUGCAUAGCCCUUCUUCAAUGAACCAUAGAGAUUUCCCAGAGGUUGAAGACAAACCGCAAAAAUCAUUAAACGAAAAGCAGCAAGAGAACCAGGAGUUGCUUGUUCGUUGUAUUGCACAAAACCUAGGCUUUGCGUCGAAUAAGCCAAUCGCAGCAUGUGUCAUUUAUAAGUGUCUUCUGCAAUGGCGAUCUUUUGAAGUUGAGAGAACUACUGUGUUUGACCGUAUUAUCCAGACUAUUGGUCAUGCUAUUGAGAGAGCCCAGGACAACAAUGAUGUGCUGGCUUACUGGUUGUCAAAUGCUUCAACUCUUCUAUUGCUUCUUCAACGCACACUGAAAGCUAGUGGUGCUUCGGGAAUGGCUCCUCAACGCCGACGCUCUUCGGCAAAUCUAUUUGGGAGGAUGUCUACACAGAGUUUCCGUGGAGCUCCACAUGGAGUCAAUCUAUCAUUCAUGAAUGGAGUGAUGUCUGGUGGAGUUGAAACUAUUCGUCAAGUUGAAGCAAAGUAUCCCGCCUUGCUUUUCAAGCAGCAACUCACUGCAUAUGUGGAAAAAAUUUAUGGCAUGAUUAGAGAUAAUUUGAAGAAGGAGAUUUCUCCAUUGCUUGGGUUAUGUAUCCAGGCACCAAGGACUUCAAGAGCAAGCUUAGUCAAGGGAUCCUCGCGUUCAGUUGCCAACAGUGCAGCACAGCAAGCUUUGAUAGCUCAUUGGCAAGGAAUCGUGAAGAGCCUUGGGAGUUUCCUCAACACUUUAAAAGGGAACUAUGUCCCUCCAUUUUUAGUUCGUAAGAUUUUCACACAGAUAUUUUCCUUCAUCAAUGUACAGCUAUUUAACAGUCUCCUAUUAAGGCGGGAAUGCUGUUCAUUUAGCAAUGGUGAAUAUGUGAAAUCAGGGCUAGCUGAACUAGAACAUUGGUGUUACAAUGCAACAGAUGAGUAUGCAGGUUCAGCAUGGGAUGAGCUGAAGCAUAUAAGACAGGCCAUUGCUUUUCUGGUUAUGCAUCAAAAGCACAAAAAGUCUCUCUACGAAAUAAGCCAUGAUCUCUGCCCUGUUCUUAGCAUCCAACAAUUAUACCGAAUCAGUACAAUGUACUGGGAUGACAAGUAUGGCACCCAUAGCGUCUCGUCAGAUGUUAUAGCCAACAUGAGGGUGUCAAUGACAGAAGACUCAAAUCAUACAGCUAGCAACUCAUUUCUCUUAGAUGAUGAUUCCAGCAUUCCGUUCUCUGUGGAUGACAUUUCAAAAUCAAUGGAACAAAUAGACAUAGCGGAUGUUGGACCUCCUCCGGCUCCUCUAAGGAGCAACUCUGGCUUUAGUUUUUUACUACCGCAGACUGAAUAGACCUUCCACAAUAUGAAUGUUUUUGGAGGCACAGCAGCUUUAGUUUACAACUUCCAAUUUACAAUAGAGAGGAUAGUGAAUGACAAUCACUCUUCGGACCGGCAUAGCCAGUGAUGAUUUUGGCAACUUUGUAGUUGAAACUUGAAAGUGGGAGGUAUCAAAUAUUGGAAACCUGGUUAUGAUUGUAAGAUAUAUAAAGCCACAACCGAACAGGUUGUUUCUGAAAGAAUCUCAGACUCUCAGUUACUAUAAUUAGCCUGCUGCUUCAGUUUAAUUCAUUUGUUCUCAGGGUCAAUUUGGUCUGUAAAAAUCAAAAGUGCUUAGGAUCAGUUUGAGGGUUUAAUAUACUUCAUAAAUCCUUGAAAAUGAACGAAAAUGUUAAACUGUGUUGUCAGAAUAGUGUAUGUUGGAUAAUAUAGGAUUUAAAAUGCUGUUAUUGUAGAAUAAUAGAUAUUUUAGCCAUUUAGGUACUGAAGUACUGAAAUUAUUUUUGUUAACUAAAUAAGAGACACCUUUUGAUUA